Molecule: messenger RNA, 1765 nt
Organism: Trichobilharzia szidati
Lineage: Eukaryota; Metazoa; Platyhelminthes; Trematoda; Strigeidida; Schistosomatidae
Source: the annotation of a GenBank genome assembly
GACCUUGAAGUGCUCAGCCUCUGCAAAAGGUCGUAUGUGUCUCUAUCCAUUGCCUUGCGGAUUUCCUCAACCAAACGCCUGGCGAACCGUCCUUGUUUCGAAAUUGGAUUUCCUGCAGGGAUUUCUUUUAUGUCAAUCCAAUUUGCAUGAAUGGUAAAACAAGAUCAUGCAUCAAAAAAUAUUCCUUUCCUUUUUUGCAAAAACGGUCAGGCAUAUUAUGCAAGCACUUGGUGGAGUGUAGUAAUCCGUUCAUCGCAUUCGAUCAUAUAAAAGUUCAACGAAAUGAGUCAACAAGCUUGCACUCGCAUAUCGGUGUUCAACUCAUUACCUACUUGGUGGAUGGGGUUUUUAAAACUCCCGUUUCUUCAUGGAACUCUCCUACACUAGAGUUUACUAAGUUUGAGUCUGAAUGUCGUCAUAUGGAAACAUUUGUUAGUGAUGUUAAUCAUGACUCAGCAGAAUUAUUUAAAGUUUGGAUCCACUGCAAACCUUCCGUAUCAAUGGAUUAUUCACACCAUGGUUCACAACUCUAUACAUCAGAUGAUUUUACCGUAUUACGAGAAGAGGACAAUAGUGCUGAGCUGCGCAUACUUUCAGGUUCAGUCUCAGGUGUAUCUGGACCUAUUGAGACUGAUCCACCAAUUUGUUUCUUUGAUCUAUGCCUACAACAUUCAUCGUUCCAGUGUACUACUUAUUGCUUACCAUUGUCUGAAGAAUAUGAAACAGCCUUUGUCUACAUCUAUAAUUCAUCGGACAGGAAGAAUUCUGUUCUAAGUAUUGUUUCAGAUGUACCCAACGAAUCAACUUCAUUAGCUAUGCAUGAAAUCGCUGUUCUAAAUUUUGUUGGAAAUCUCGUGAAAAUUAAAUUGCACAAUAACGUCAAUUUUUGUCGUGUAAUCAUUUUAGCUGGAAAACGAAUCGAGUUACCUAAAUCGUCCAGUUUUGCAGAAAACGCUUUUUACAAAUUCAGUGAUCCAGAUGCACGAAAAGAGAUUUUGCCAAAUAGUGAAGAUGACAGACAUCAACCUUAUAGUUUGUGUUUUAUUUAAUUUCAAGUGAUUGGUAUACUUGUUUCCAUACUGCUAGUGUGUAUAUUACAGAUCUUACUGUCUUCUCCUUUUUAUUUAGUAAAAUUGUACUAAUAAGUAUUUGUACAGAAAUAUUUAAAUAUACAUGUAAUUUAUAGUUUAAAUGAUUGUUUUCCAGUUAAAUGUCUGGUUUCAUCGUUGAUAUUUGUGUUUGCCAUGCGUUUGACCAACUGUUGAAGUUGCUUCAGACUCCGUUACAAUGUUUUGUAUUGUUUGAGUAAGAGUAUUUAAUGAUGUGGAAGUGGGAUUUAAUCUUUGCCACUAUGCGCAAUAACAAAGUGCUUUAGCCCCUGUUUAUUUUGUGCUCUUUUUUUGACAAUUUCAUUUUAGACAGAUUGUUAAUCGACAGUAACUAUUUUCUUUUAUUCAUAACCUCGAAUGACUACGAUCAAAUAGUAUGAGUAAAUUGUUACUAGAUUACGGUUUGAACCAUUUGUUUUUAUGAUUAUGUGCAUAAAUAUAGCAGUAAGUUAAUGGUCAGAUAUCAAAGCGCUAUAAUCGUGUAUAUUAUUAUGUACAUAGAUGUUUUGAACUGUAAUCUAGUAAUAAUUCACUCUUAUACACCUCCCUCAAAUUAUUUGGUCGUAAUGAUUCGAUGUUAUAAAACGUGAUUGUUGUUAAUGUCAACUGUUCCUAUAGCGCGCUAUAUCGUGAAUUGGCAGAGGUUAGAAUUCAUG